This is a messenger RNA of Gryllus bimaculatus (two-spotted cricket), 957 nucleotides long. NCBI's taxonomy places the organism in Eukaryota, Metazoa, Arthropoda, Insecta, Orthoptera, Gryllidae. The record is from the annotation of a GenBank genome assembly.
AUGGCGGCGAAUGCAUUUCGCCAAGCACAAGUAUGCGGCAUAGUGUCCAGUGCUCUACCGCCAAGAAAGAAACAAAUGGACACUAAAGUGGAAAGAGGAACGAACCAACAACAACAACAACAGCAGCAGCAGCAGCAGUAUUUGGCACACAUGACUCGUCUAACCCCAACAAAAUUUGUCCCACAUAACCAAUUUCCCAUCCCACCGCCACCGCGUCGAAAACUCGCGCGGUGGCCGCUCAGCUGUUCGGGGUCGCCGCCCCCGCGGUGGCUUGCGCGGGGGCGGAGCGGGGCGGGGCGCCGCAGAGCGAGGCCGGUUGCGGGCGGCAUCGCGCGAGCGCAGCACCGUCGAGCGUCGCGCCGGGCCGGCCGGGACGUUGGGUACGCGACGCGGAGACCCCAGCCGGCUCGGCAGUCGAGUGCCGGCGCGCGCUCCCAACACAGCGGCGCAGAGUGGCAAGAGCUCUGCGUGGAUCAUGCGGUAGCGAUCGAUCGACUCGCGCUCCUCGUCUCGACGGUGCUCGCCGUCGGCGUCCAUCCUCGUCCUAGUCUCCGUCGCCGCAGUCUCCUGGUCGACGCCAUGGGCCGACGUCCCGCGGUGCCCGCCGGCGCGCUGGCCACCGCCGUCGCAGUCAUCCUUUGCGCAGGCGCGGCGAGCGGGGCGCUGUCGUGCUACAAGUGCACGGUGCUGCCGCCACCGCACUCCAGCAACGAGACGGCGCGCCUGUGCUCGCACUUCGACGGCUCGGCGCGCUUCCAGGUGGACUGCCCCUACUCCACCUUCUGCCUCAAGCGCACCUUCGAGCUGCCGCUCGGCAAGGGCAACAUGUUUCGAUAUGAAAAAUCGAAAGUUCUGAACCAAAAUGUAUUCAAAAUUUUACAUGUGAGUUUCCUUCCCUUCGAUUCUGGAUCUGCGCCUGCACUUCAACCCGAAAAUUUGUUUGCAAAUACAAAAUAA